CAAUCCGAAUUUUUCAGACCAAACCAAAGCUUUUGUCUUUUCCCAUUUCCAGAUACGUUUUUGAACUAACGCCAAGGACCAAGAAGCAAGGCCAAACCCCACCGUAGGGGCAACGAGAGACGUGCAUUAAAGUUCGAUCUGAAUUUUCGAGCAUCCUUACUGUUCCGAGUUAACCCUUGAUCCCCUUUUACGGUUCAGAAACUCGAAAAUUAGAAAAUUAAAUUGAAGUGAGAGAAAAAGGAGGAAGCUUUGGUGAAUACACUCAUUAAGGCAUGUGAGAAUCAGAUCUUGAAGAAAAAGGUAGAAACUUUCAGCUACCAGGCGAACGUUCACGAAGCGAAAGUUUUCGUCUUUGUUGUGUGAUUCGGGUUUUGGAGAUGGAUGGGAGAAAUGGGGAGGAGCGAAUCGUUCACGAGGUUGCAAUUGUGGUUCCUAAGAGGGUUCGAGAAGAGGAAGAGGAAGGAGACUGUGUUGAAGUUUUGGUGAGUGAGCUGAAGAAGAGAGGGAUGGUUGUUGAUAGAGUCGUUGGUCUCGCUGAUGAGUUUCUCAAGGUAGCUGCUCCUUUGGAGACCUUGGGGAGUGCAGCAGCUGAGCUUCAUAUACGUAAACCUACUCGUCUUGGAAUUGAUUUGCCCUUUGAGGUGCAAGGUUCUGAGGCUUUCUUCAGGCAACCUGAUGGGUCUUUGUUCAGCUGGUUUGAACGUUUUCAUUGCUAUCAACAUCUUCUUUACGGAAUUGUUAACAGUGAUGGUUACGACGUUACACUGAAGCUUGACGACAAAGAGUUUUGUUGGGCGGCAGGAGAAUCACUAGUUAGAAGGUUGGAAUCAGAAGGCGUCAUCAAACAAAUGUUUCCUCUUCAUGAUGAACUCAAUAGGAAGGAACUUCUCAAAACUUGGGCGUUAAACUGGUGGAACUUCACAAACCAGCCUAUUGAUCAGAUAUACUCCUACUUCGGCGCAAAGAUUGGAGUCUACUUUUCCUUCUUGGGAAUGUAUACACGAUGGUUACUAUUCCCAGCCUUACUUGGGAUUAUAGUUCAGAUGAUUGAUUUUGGGUCCUUGCAGUUUCUUGUUCUCCCAAGUUUCUUUGUCAGCACAAUACUCUGGGCUGCCUUGUUUCUUCAGUUCUGGAAACGUAAAAACGCAGCUUUGUUAGCUAGAUGGCAGAUAAAUUAUUUAGUUGGUCCGAGUCAAGGAUACAGAUUCAUCGGAAUGGAGUGGAGCUCCCUUCCCUUUCCAAAGGAGCUUAUAAAGAACCUCGGAAACGAGAAGUUCAAAGAGAAGGAAGCGUACCAAAGAUAUGAAUGGUUUGCUUACCGCAAAAGGUUUAGGAAUGAUGUUCUCGUCAUCAUGACCAUUAUCUGCCUCCAACUUCCUUUUGAGCUGGCCUAUGCUCACAUCUACGAGAUCAUCACAUCCGACACAAUCAAGUUUCUAUUGACGGCUAUCUACCUUCUAAUCAUUCAGUACCUCACUCGGUUGGGAGGCAAAGUAUCUGUCAAGCUGAUAAAUCGAGAGAUCAACGAGAGUGUGGAGUAUCGAGCUAACAGCUUGAUUUACAAAGUUUUUGGACUCUAUUUCAUGCAGACAUACAUUGGGAUCUUCUACCAUGUGCUUUUACACCGAAACUUCAUGACACUUCGACAAGUAUUGAUCCAACGGUUGAUCAUCUCACAGGUUUUCUGGACUUUGAUGGAUGGUUCUUUGCCUUAUCUCAAGUACAGCUACAGAAAGUUUAGAGCUAGGAAGAAGAAGAAAAGUGAAGGUGGACCAUCAACAGGGAAGAUACUAAUAGCAUCAAGAGUUGAGAAGGAAUAUUUCAAGCCUACAUAUUCAGCAAGCAUUGGUGUAGAGCUUGAAGAUGGACUUUUUGAUGAUUUUCUCGAGCUAGCUUUGCAAUUUGGAAUGAUCAUGAUGUUUGCUUGUGCCUUCCCUCUUGCUUUUACCCUCGCUGCAGUGAGCAAUGUAAUGGAGAUGAGAACAAAUGCUUUGAAGCUAUUGGUUACACUGCGAAGACCACUUCCUCGUGCUGCUGCAACAAUUGGAGCUUGGUUAAACAUAUGGCAGUUUCUAGUAGUAAUGUCUAUAUGCACAAACUCUGCGCUCUUGGUAUGCUUAUAUGAUCAAGAAGGAAAAUGGAAGAUUGAGCCAGGGCUAGCUGCAAUUCUCAUCAUGGAACAUGUCCUCUUGCUUCUCAAAUUCGGACUAUCUCGUCUUGUCCCUGAGGAGCCUGCUUGGGUUAGAGCCAACCGUAUGAAGAAUGUGACUCAAGCGCAAGACAUGUACUGUAAACAGCUCUUGAGAAGCAUUUCUGGUGAAUUUUCCUCCAUGGCAAGAACUCAACAAGAGUCGGAGUAGUCUUGACAUGAAAUUAUAGAAUCAUAGUAAUACCAAAAGGCUUUUGUGUGUGUGUGUGUGCAACAGUUAGAUCUCCUUUUGUCCAUAAAAAUUUAUGUGAUAUCUUGAAGACUUGUAUAGAGAGAUCUAUCUCGUUUUUUGUCUGUAAUAUGUUGAACUAUGAGGAAAUCAAUUUUAACAUUUAGGUUAUAAUCA
Molecule: messenger RNA, 2555 nt
Organism: Brassica napus (rape)
Lineage: Eukaryota; Viridiplantae; Streptophyta; Magnoliopsida; Brassicales; Brassicaceae
Product: anoctamin-like protein At1g73020
Exons: 15
Coding region: 378-2360 (660 amino acids)
Biological process (GO): chloride transmembrane transport
Molecular function (GO): chloride channel activity
Source: RefSeq, a predicted model, not a curated record